CCCAUAUAGAUUCUAUGUUCUCCUUUCUUCAGCAAGGUAAAUUUUAUGACUCCAUUCUUGUCCUUUGCGAUAUGUCUAGUCACACCGGAGUCGAUCCACCAACCGCUAAUAUCCGUCAUCACAGCAUUGCAUUCUGUCACACCGACGAAUUCUCUUUUGCUAGUACACUCUUGUUCUAGAUGCUUAUAGCCUCCCUUAUUCUCUUGUUUUUUACCUUGUGGGUAAUUGGGUUUGAAAUGCAUAAACUUUCCACAAUUGUAGCAGGCUUCGCGGGUACUUUCUUUCACUUGAAUUGCUGUGAUUUCGGUCAUCGCGGUUAUGGUUUACAAGGACCAGGGUUUUUAUAGCUUCCUGCAUUAUACCUCUGACGAACAUAAUUCAGCUUGUGCUGCAUCAUAUUCAGUUCUGAUUCUUUCUUACUGGCUAUUAAGUUAUGUUCUAUCGUUAGGUGUAUAGGAUGAUCGGUGACAGAUUUAACGGCAUGGUUCAUUCUCAAUGUGAUGGCAGCCACAACAAAGAAAGUUGCCCUACAAGAUAGUCUGAGAUACAUAAAAUGGUGAGUAAACCCAUGAAGCCAACUGAAUCUUCAAAGCCUGCUGAAAGAGAGAGAAAAUUGGACCUUAAUGAAGCUGCUGAUGAAAUGGAAGAAGAGGUUGAGUAUGAGGAAGUUGAGGAGGAAGUCGAGGAAGAAGAAGAGAUAGAAGAGGUAGUAGUAGUAGAGGAAGAAGUGGAUGAAGAAGAGACUCUUGAUAAUGCAAACCAUGCUGAUGCUAUGAAAGUUGAUGAGAAGGAUGAGGAUGAGAGCGUAAAGCAUGCUGAACUUCUUGCGCUUCCUCCUCAUGGGUCUGAAAUUUAUGUGGGUGGAAUUCCUAGUGAUGCAUCUGAAGAAGAUCUGAAGAAUUUUUGUAAAUCAGUUGGAGAAGUUGUUGAGGUCCGGUUGAUAAAAGACAAAGGUUCUUCAGAGAACAAGGGUUAUGCUUUUGUUACUUACCUUACAAAAGAGCUAGCCGAAAAAGCUACUGAAGAUCUGAACAAUACUGAAUUUAAGGGGAAAAAGAUUAAGUGCUCAACAGCUCAAAAGAAGCACCGGCUAUUCAUUGGUAAUGUUCCUAAGAACUGGACAGAAAAAGAUAUGAAAACGACUGUGUCAAAUGUCGGGCCUGGUGUUACUGCUGUGCAAUUAAUGAAGGAUCCUCAAAAUUCUAGCUGCAAUCGAGGUUUUGCAUUUAUUGAGUACUACAACGGUGCAUGUGCUGAAUAUUCAAGAAAGAAGAUGUCCAGUUCAGAUUUUAAGUUAGAUGACAGAACCCCUACUGUAAGCUGGGCUGACCCUAGGAGUGGCAAUUCUGCUUCAAGUUUUCAGGUUAAAUCUGUUUAUGUAAAACACUUGCCUAAGAACGUUACACAAGAUCAGUUGAGAAGGCUGUUUGAACACCAUGGAAGAAUUACAAAAGUUGUUCUCCCUCCUGCAAAGGCUGGACAGGAAAACAGAAUUGGUUUUGUGCAUUUUGAGGAGAGAUCAUCAGUCAUGAAGGCACUCAAGAACACUGAGAGAUAUGAAAUUGAUGGUCAAGUUCUUGAUUGUUCCCUUGCAAAGCCUCCAGCAUCCGAACGGCAAAGUGCUAAUACAGGAUCGAACGCACUAAAAGGACCUCUAUUACCAAAUUAUCCAUUAGGAUAUGGCCUGAUUGGAGGUACUUAUAGCACUCUGCCUGCAGCUUAUCGACAGCCUAUGGUAUAUGGAAACCCAGGAGUUGCAAUGGUUCCAAUGAUAUUGCCUGAUGGCCGCCUUGGAUAUGUCAUGCAGCAGCCUCGACCCUCAGAUCAUCGGAGUGUUAGUCGCAGGGGCAGCUCCAAUGGUGGUCGGCAAAAUAACGAUGGUAGUCGUGGGCGUCGGUACCAACCAUAUUGAUCUUCAGUUUAGAAUCAUUUUCAAGGUGGAGGGAGGAUCCAUAUGGAUUGUUUUCUCUGAGCUUUUAAACGGAAUAUUAUGAUAUUUGUUCUGAGAUGAGGAAAAAGAGAGAUGAUUGAAUUUUUAGCAUGGUAAAUUUGUACGGAUCACAGGGUGGCCUUUUUACAGCCUUUGGGCAAUAGAUUUUUGGCAAUGUUUUUGAAAGUCAAGAAAAUAUUUUGUUUAGGAUUUCAUAUAGUUAUGAGUCAGGUUCUAUUACAUUA
Molecule: messenger RNA, 2175 nt
Organism: Asparagus officinalis (garden asparagus)
Lineage: Eukaryota; Viridiplantae; Streptophyta; Magnoliopsida; Asparagales; Asparagaceae
Product: heterogeneous nuclear ribonucleoprotein Q-like
Exons: 9
Coding region: 554-1912 (452 amino acids)
Cellular component (GO): nucleus
Molecular function (GO): mRNA binding
Source: RefSeq, a predicted model, not a curated record